Microthlaspi erraticum is the source of this 1548-nucleotide messenger RNA. The record is from the annotation of a GenBank genome assembly. NCBI's taxonomy places the organism in Eukaryota, Viridiplantae, Streptophyta, Magnoliopsida, Brassicales, Brassicaceae.
AUGGGAUCUGGUCAAUGGCACGUUGAGAAAAGGUCUACUUUCAGGAAUGACUCGUUUGCAAAGGAGUAUGGUUCAGCUCCAGAAACUGGAUGUCUUUCAAUCGUGGUUCUUGGUGCCUCAGGUGAUCUUGCCAAGAAGAAGACUUUUCCUGCGCUUUUCAACUUAUACCGCCAGGGAUUUCUCAAUCCAGAUGAAGUUCACAUCUUUGGAUAUGCAAGGACUAAGAUUUCUGAUGAAGAGCUGAGAGAUCGGAUCCGAGGAUAUCUUGUUGAUGAGAAGAAUGCCGAGCAAGCAGAAGCUUUGUCAAAGUUUCUCCAGCUGAUUAAGUAUGUGAGUGGCCCUUAUGAUUCUGAGGAGGGGUUUCAGAGAUUAGACAAGGCAAUGUCAGAGCACGAGAUCUCCACAAAAAGUUCUGAAGGGUCUUCUAGGAGACUUUUUUACUUAGCACUUCCGCCGUCCGUUUAUCCUUCUGUAUGCAAGAUGAUCAAAACAUGCUGCAUGAACAAAUCUAAUCUUGGUGGAUGGACACGGAUUGUUGUUGAGAAGCCAUUUGGCAAGGACCUAGAAUCUGCAGAGCAACUGAGUUCUCAGAUUGGAGAGUUGUUCGAGGAAUCACAGAUUUAUCGUAUUGAUCAUUAUCUCGGGAAGGAAUUGGUCCAAAACAUGUUGGUCCUCCGAUUUGCCAAUCGCUUUUUCUUGCCACUUUGGAACCGUGACAAUAUCGAGAACGUGCAGAUUGUUUUCAGGGAAGAUUUUGGAACUGAAGGGCGUAAUGGGUAUUUUGAUGAAUAUGGAAUUAUCCGUGAUAUUAUUCAGAACCAUCUUCUCCAGGUUCUUUGCCUUGUUGCCAUGGAGAAACCAAUCUCUCUUAAACCUGAGCACAUCCGGGAUGAAAAAGUGAAGGUGCUUCAAUCAGUGGUUCCAAUAAAAGAUGAAGAGGUGGUUCUUGGACAAUAUGAAGGGUACAGGGAUGAUCCCGAUGUUCCAAACGACUCAAACUCUCCAACGUUUGCCACAACAGUUCUUCGCAUACACAACGAAAGAUGGGAAGGUGUUCCUUUUAUUCUAAAGGCCGGAAAGGCGUUGAAUUCAAGGAAGGCAGAAAUUCGAAUUCAGUUCAAGGACGUUCCAGGCGACAUAUUCAGAUGUCAGAAACAAGGGAGGAACGAGUUUGUGAUACGCUUGCAACCUUCAGAGGCAAUGUACAUGAAACUAACUGUUAAGCAACCGGGUCUAGAGAUGCAAACCGUGCAAAGUGAGCUAGACUUGUCUUACGGGCAACGUUAUCAAGGUGUCUCGAUCCCAGAGGCAUACGAGCGCCUAAUUCUUGACACAAUCAAAGGCGAUCAACAACAUUUCGUUCGUAGAGACGAAUUAAAGGUUGCGUGGGAGAUCUUCACGCCGUUGCUUCACAGAAUCGACAAUGGAGAAGUGAAGUCAAUCCCGUACAAACCAGGAAGCCGAGGACCAAAAGAAGCCGAUCAGCUAUUGGAGAAAGCUGGUUACCUUCAAACUCAUGGCUAUAUCUGGAUCCCUCCUACGCUAUAA